Messenger RNA from Alternaria rosae, 1089 nucleotides. RefSeq lists its product as uncharacterized. The coding region runs from base 1 to 1089 and encodes 362 amino acids. The transcript has 2 exons. NCBI's taxonomy places the organism in Eukaryota, Fungi, Ascomycota, Dothideomycetes, Pleosporales, Pleosporaceae. The record is from RefSeq and is a predicted model, not a curated record.
AUGGGCCCACCGGCGAAGAACACGGUCUCUGCUGCUGCCGUUUUCAAGAAGCAGUGCACUUUCAAGGAACAAGACAACAUCACACGUCAGGCAAAAACAAGCAACCCCAAUUUCACUGGAGAAGAUGCCGACACUAUGACAUUGCUGAGCGCCGGGUCUCAUUCGAGCGCACGGAGCGUAGAGAAGAGAGGAGCAAGAAAGAGGUCUUCGAACAUGCACCCUCUGGGCGUAGCCUUCAAAGAUGCCAGCGAUAAGUACCGUCGCCAUAUCUACAAGACUGCUUCUUCCAAAAUCAACAAGACCCUCGAAAAGCUUCUUCAUACCCUCUACGAAGGCACCCUGCAGACUGUUAUUCGCGACAGUAACCAGCAGGACCCCAAUACCUCGCCCCUUAAGAUUUCUGCCCCAGCGAAGUACGAGCGCCUAGCCACUCAGCUCUAUCAACCCAUCUCUCAGUUCACUCUAUCACUACGGCGCACUGACAGUGAGGGAAAGAGUGUACGUCUUGAUCAGACACUUGAGACUCGCAUGCUCCACUACGACGAGUUGAUCACCAAAGAGACAGUCAAACUAGCGAAGUUGCAGAAGGAGUGGGAAGUCGUCUUGGGCGAGAUCUGGAAGCUAGGAGCUGCGUGCCUAGGCGAGGAAGCUAUGGAGGAGAUGCUGUUCACUAAGCGGCCAUCGGACGAAUCGGCCUUGCCAGUUCCAUCCUCACCAUCGAAAGUCACUGACGCCGAAUCCACGCUCUUCAUUCCCGAACACGAGAGUUCUCCAGCACGCGAUAAGUCUCGUACCAACAGGAAGCGCGUUACUUUUCUCGAAGAAGAAGCACCAACAUACGUCCGCGAUAAGAACGCCACCACCUCAACGACCAUGUUUCCGAAGUUCAUAUACCAGCCUUCAAGGUAUCGCAAGGACACGCUGCCUCUUCCAUCAAGACUCUCUGAUGAUGACAUCAAGAACCUGGAGAAGAAGGUGGAAGAACUGGGUAGGCAGGAGAUGGGCGAGCUGCGUGAAAUUGAAAAGGAACAUCAGGCGUACUGGAAGAAGAAGACGGCACAGCUUGCUGUUGCGCUGAAGAGUGACUGA